Xyrichtys novacula (pearly razorfish) is the source of this 1086-nucleotide messenger RNA. The record is from the annotation of a GenBank genome assembly. Lineage: Eukaryota; Metazoa; Chordata; Actinopteri; Labriformes; Labridae.
AUGGAUGUCAAGUCACCACACACAAAUAAAAAGAAAGAGGAUGGACUUUAUGACAAACCAAACGCCCACAGAUCAGUUGUUCUAUCUGAUAACUCCAUCAUAGGUAUGUUCCCAAAGAACAGGGUUUAAUGAAAGUCAUGAAAUGUUGUUUGUUUAGAAACCCCGAACUUCCUUCUGCUCUUGUUGUAUAGAAUCUGUGACGCAGACAACUAGUUUUUCAGAGCAAACUUCCACCGAGGAUCUUCAAAUAUCCUUAACAAACAACUCUGUGGAUGUAUUUCCAAAUAAGGCAUCAGGUAACUCAUAUACUUUAUACUUGUAGCUACGACUUCUUAAAUCUAGAGAUGUUGCUGGCUGCUCUUUUCAAUGUCUUGUGCACAAGCUUUUGUUGAAACCAACUUGCAUAACAACUAAUAAGGUGGAGUGACAGGACCAUUAUCCAUCAGUGACUUGUGCUCUGUAGAGAAAGACCAACCAAAGCCGUCUGGUCCCUUGCUACCACCCUCUGUGGAGGUCGGCACAGUCCAUGAAGCAAAUCGGUCUCUAAGGUUAAACAGCAGGAGUCAGGAAAGCAUCAAAACCAUGACCAUCUAUUCAGAGUCACAGAGUGAAGGUAAGGACAAAAACUGUUGUAUAUUCCUUUGAAUCCUACUUAUUUCUACUCCUUUUUUUCUAAGAUUAAAACUGUCUUCUAUCCCCUGACCUCUUGUCUUUGUCACUGUCUUGUCUAUCCUGAGACACUUGUGCUGCUAUCCUCAUGGCCUGCCUCUUCUGUCACCCUCUGGACUGCUUACUGGCCACAAUGAGAGGGUGUAAUGAGUGCGUUUGGUCACUGUGCUCGUCCCUGUGUGGCUGUGAGCCCUCCGCCCUGCAGCCUCUCCUGGACAUCACUCACCACUGUGACCUCUGUGGAUGUCUGAGCAUUUGCUGCUGCAAGUGUGAAUAUUCCAUCUGUGAUCUCUGCCUUCAGGCUACAGAGUGCCUGGACCUCGCUAUGGAAAUUUCUCAGAUGCUUUACCACUGAUUCAGACUGCUAGUAAAGAAACACACCCAGACGAGAAUCACUGGGAAUCAUUUAUUUGUUAA